UCUUCUUACUUAUCUAUCAGUUGAUUAGCACUCUUGAUAAAAUGUCGGCGUUAAAUGGCGGAGCGUUGAUACGCGUUUAGCUGCAGUUUGCAUCAUCAUUUUCCGAUCAGAAAAAGCCAUGAAAGAAGCACGACAAAUCCAACCUUUUCGUCUGGAAAGCACUUCAUCAUCGUUAAGAUCUAAUGCGAAGAAAAAUUUGGGCGUUCUGAAUCUUGUUGUGGACCUUGUGGUCUUCUUUGCUAUUAUUUGUCGACUGCUUCCAAGCACCACCACUGACGGAGGACAUGAGCAUAUUCAGAGGGGCUAUAGUUUUUCAAUUGCGCAGCAAAAAGCUGUGGAGGAGGAAGAGGAGGACAAUGAUGAGGACGGCGAGGAGGUGGAGGUGGCGCUAGAAAAGUCAACGGAAGAGACGGAGGAGGAGGAGAUGGUGGUGGAAAAGAAAAACGAACUGCUUCUCAUAAGCGCCCAGCAAUAUGCAGUGGAGGAGGAGGAGAAAGCGGACGAGGAAGGCGAGGAGGUGCUGGAAAAGUCAAAGGAAGAGGAGGAGGUGGUGGAAAAGAAAAAAGAAGAUCUGGAGGAGGUGGAGGUGGAGGAGAACGAAAAUAAUGGACCUCACAGAUCUGGGACAAAAAGAGAGCACCAUCAUCAUCAAUAUCACCGUCUUUGCCGUCGUCAUUCUCAGUUAACCAUGAACCAAAAACAGCCAACUGUUGGAAAUGAAAGAAAGAACAGUGGUUCAUCCCUUACUUCAAGACAAGAAUCAUUUCUGGCACCGGAAGAGCGAAUAUUUGCCUAUAACCAAGUCAACAGAUAUCAAUAUGCACCCCUUCAUCGACCCGAUGCAUCAGCUCCACCUAUACCCGAAUUUUACGACACCCAAUAUACCAGCAAUCCAAGAACUAUACGGCGAGUUGAUGCAUUUACAUCACCAGCAUCACUCCCGCAGCCAACAGUAAAGUCUAAAAGAGAUCCACUACCACAGCCACCACCGAGAAGAAGAAAAGAGAGGGAGGAGAGAAGAGUAAGUACUCAAUCAAAAAAAGCUAAGAAAGGGGAAUCCGGAAGAUUUCCGUUCCAGUCUGGUGUACCACCCGCCACACGACAAAUACAGCCACCACUACCAGAAAUAGCUCCAUCGGUACAACCGUCUCAGUCUUCUGUUGCUCAAUCAUCAUCCCCAGUUCCUCCGCCACCGGCACAUCCGCAAUCAUUUCUAACAGAAUUAUUCAAACCAAACAAUAACAAGAAAAAAGUCAACUCCAAGGCUGCCCAGCCACAUCCAUUAGCAGAUCCACCUACUUCAUCAGUUCUUCAGAAGUUUGUCAAGAAGAGUAGUCAGAUUAAGAAAUUCCUUUCUGGUGCGGGUUUACCACCACCUCUGCCGCCACAACCACCGGCGCCACCGCCAUUACCGGAACCACCGCCACCCAAAAAAACAUCAGAGAAGCCACCUGUACCACCAGUUGGGUCAUCCAAUUUGCAUAAAAAUACGAGACCAUCUUCCCCGAUGCCUCAAAAUCUCACAUUUCCGGCCCCAAAAGCUACUAAACCAUGUGGUAUGAAAAGGGCGACAAAUCACGGAACGCCAGUACCAACAAUAACAAAUAAUUCAAAUACUUUGCUGCGCAAGAGAAAGCAGACCACAGAUAGUCACUUUAAGAAAGAAAUUUAUGUAGAAAUCGGCGAUAAUCUCCAUUGAAUGGGAUAGCACAGCCUCCACCACCACUGCCAUUCCCAAACCGUGGGAUGAAAUUUGUUGCUCACGGGGAUCUUGUAAAGAUCCAAAGCAGUUCAUCUGACUCUGUAGAUGAUCCACCAUCAACACCUUGUUACUGUUCAAGUUCUGAUAUUAAUAACAUAGCUAAGAAUAUAAUUCCCAUAGUUGGAGCUGGAAAUCACAUCCGCAGUGAUUCCUCAUCAUCGUCAACAAUAAACACAAAUUAUGUGAACUACGAACCUAGUUCUUCCGACCCACCACUUACUCCCACCGAAUUUUACACCAUCAUGCAUCCAGUUUUACCCCAUCACGCAUUGCCGUAUGAUUGGUUCUCUCACAAAGUAUUUUUUAAGUUCUUGAUAAGGUUACUAGUGUGAUCUUCUAUUUUGUUUCUUAGGACUAAGGUUGUCAACGUCGACACAGAUCAUAUAUGUAUGU
Papaver somniferum (opium poppy) is the source of this 2155-nucleotide messenger RNA. RefSeq names its product formin-like protein 5. The record is from RefSeq and is a predicted model, not a curated record. The transcript has 2 exons. NCBI's taxonomy places the organism in Eukaryota, Viridiplantae, Streptophyta, Magnoliopsida, Ranunculales, Papaveraceae. The coding region runs from base 119 to 1699 and encodes 526 amino acids.